Messenger RNA from Pyricularia pennisetigena, 2133 nucleotides. RefSeq lists its product as uncharacterized. Bases 1 to 2133 code for a protein of 710 amino acids. Gene Ontology annotation, molecular function: L-glutamine:D-fructose-6-phosphate transaminase (isomerizing) activity; carbohydrate derivative binding. NCBI's taxonomy places the organism in Eukaryota, Fungi, Ascomycota, Sordariomycetes, Magnaporthales, Pyriculariaceae. The record is from RefSeq and is a predicted model, not a curated record. Gene Ontology annotation, biological process: fructose 6-phosphate metabolic process; UDP-N-acetylglucosamine metabolic process; protein N-linked glycosylation. The transcript has 5 exons.
AUGUGUGGAAUUUUCGGAUACAUCAACUACCUGGUGGAGAAGGACCGCAAGUUCAUUCUUGACACGUUGGUCAACGGUCUCUCCCGCCUCGAGUACCGUGGAUACGACUCGGCCGGUCUCGCCGUUGAUGGUGACAAGAAGAAGGAGGUCUAUGCCUUCAAGGAGGUCGGCAAGGUCGCCAAGCUGAAGGAGCUGAUUGACUCGUCGGAAAUUGAUCUGGAGAAGACUUUCGACUCACAUGCCGGUAUCGCACACACGCGAUGGGCCACCCACGGUCCUCCAUCGCGCAUCAACUGCCACCCUCACAGGUCCGACCCUACCUGGGAGUUCUCAAUUGUUCACAACGGUAUCAUUACCAAUUACAAGGAGCUGAAGACGCUCUUGGAGAGCAAGGGCUUCAAGUUCGAGACAGAGACCGACACAGAGUGCAUUGCAAAGCUGGCCAAGUACCUGUACGACCACAACCCCAAGCUGGGCUUCACUGACCUGGCCAAGGCUGUCAUUAACGAGCUCGAGGGUGCCUACGGUCUGUUGAUCAAGUCGGUGCACUACCCCCACGAGGUCAUCGCCGCCCGUAAGGGUUCGCCGCUUGUCAUUGGUGUCAAGACCUCGAGGCGCAUGAAGGUCGACUUUGUCGACGUCGAGUACGCAGACGAGCACAGCCCUCUGCCCGCCGAGACCGCAUCCCAAAACGUUGCGCUCAAGAAGGCUGGUCUGGGCAGCAGCCUGCUCAGCCCCGCCUCGGCAGCUGGUGGCCUUACUGCUCCCGACAAGUCGCUUCUGCACCGCUCGCAGUCGCGUGCCUUCAUGACCGACGACGGUCUUCCCAUGCCUACCGAGUUUUUCCUAUCCUCGGACCCGUCCGCUAUCGUGGAGCACACCAAGAAGGUUAUGUACCUGGAGGACGACGACAUCGCCCACAUCCACGAGGGCUCUCUCAACAUCCACCGUCUCAAGAAGGCCGAUGGCAGCUCCAACGUCCGCACCAUCCAGACCCUUGAGCUGGAGCUCCAGGAGAUCAUGAAGGGCAAGUUCGACCACUUCAUGCAGAAGGAGAUUUUCGAGCAGCCCGAGUCGGUUGUCAACACCAUGCGUGGUCGUCUCGACAUUGAGAACAAGAAGGUCACCCUGGGUGGCCUGCGGUCAUACAUCAGCACCAUCCGCCGCUGUAGGCGUAUCAUCUUCAUUGCCUGUGGCACAUCAUAUCACAGCUGUAUGGCCGUCCGUGGUAUCUUUGAGGAGCUGGCAGAAAUCCCCAUCGCCGUUGAGCUGGCAUCAGACUUCCUCGACAGGCAAGCACCAGUGUUCCGUGAUGACACGUGUGUUUUCGUCUCUCAGUCUGGUGAGACUGCCGACUCCCUCAUGGCUCUGCGUUACUGCUUGGAAAGGGGCGCCCUGACCGUUGGUAUCGUCAACGUUGUCGGUUCCUCCAUUUCGCUCCUGACGCACUGUGGUGUCCACGUGAACGCCGGCCCCGAAAUCGGUGUCGCAUCCACCAAGGCCUACACUUCGCAGUUCAUUGCCAUGGUCAUGUUUGCCCUGUCACUUAGUGAAGAUCGCGCUAGCAAGAUCGCUCGUCGUGAGGAGAUUAUGGAGGGACUCUCCAAGAUCUCUGACCAGAUCAAGGAGGUGCUCAAGCAGGACCAGGUCAUCAAGGACCUCUGCUCCAAGACCUUCAAGGACCAGAAGUCAUUGCUGCUGCUUGGUAGGGGAUCGCAAUUCUCCACUGCUUUGGAGGGUGCCCUCAAGAUUAAGGAAAUCUCAUACCUGCAUUGCGAGGCCGUCAUGUCUGGCGAGCUCAAGCACGGUGUCUUGGCCCUGGUCGACGAGAACCUCCCCAUCAUCAUGAUCCUGACGCGUGACAACAUCUUCAAGAAGUCGCUGAACGCUUAUCAGCAAGUCGUUGCCCGUGGUGGAAAGCCCAUCGUCAUCUGCAACCCGGCUGAUGAAGAGUUUGGCGCCAAUGAUGCCGAGAAGAUCGAGAUCCCCAAGACGGUCGACUGCCUCCAGGGUAUUCUGAACGUCAUCCCGCUCCAGCUUAUCUCGUACUGGCUUGCCGUUAUGGAGGGACUCAACGUUGACUUCCCCAGGAACUUGGCCAAAAGGAAGGCGCUUGCUGUCGAUAUGACGUGA